AUGCUUUGUUCUUUGAUUGAUUCGAAGCAAAUUGAUGUUGUUUUGGAUGUGUGUGGAGAAACGAGUAAUGGGUUGAGAGAAGAACAGUGUCGGCAUUUUGAUGUGUACAGUUUCGUGAUGCAUGGUCUUUUCAAGAAGGGUGAGGCUGAAAGGGGGUUAAAGUUUCAUCGAGCAAUGAUUGAGAGAGGGUUUGUGCCUAAUAUUAUUGCUUGUAAUAAGAUUAUGAAAAACCUUUGCAAUGGUGAUUGUACAGGAGUUGCUUUUGGUUUCUUUUCGUUGAUAUUAGAGGUAGGUCCAAAUCCGAGUCUGGUGACGUUUAGCACAUUGAUUAAUGCUUAUUGCAAUGAGGGAAGAUUGGAAGAGGCAUUUGAGCUCUAUAAUAUUAUGAUAGCAAGGGGUAUAACUCCUGAUUUAGUGCUUUAUAGUAUUCUUAUUGAUGGUCUUUUCAGGGCGGGGAAGUCGAUGGAGGGGCGUCAACUACUCUCCGUGGCGAUAAAUAGUGGCAUCAAGUUGGAUGUGGUGGUUUUCAGCUCCAUUUUGGAUGCAUGUGUGAAAAUGGGGGAUUGGGAAAGAGGGCUUGAAGUGUAUAACAGAAUGUUGAAGCAAGGGAUCAUACCUAACAUGGUUACAUAUGGUAUUCUGGUGAAUGGAUUGUGUCAAAAGGGCCAGCUUCCUGAAGCUUUUGGCAUCGUUGGUCAGAUGCUGAAACAGGGUGUUGAGCCCUCUGUUUUAACAUACAGCAGCCUGAUUGAUGGCUUGUGCAAGGCAGGAAAUUUGAGAGGCGGGUAUGGUUUAUACAAGGAUAUGGUAAAGAAGGGCUAUAUUCCUGAUGUUAUAAGUCACAGUGUGCUUAUAAAUGGUCUUACUACGCAUGGACAGAUGGGUGAUGCUCUUAGAUUAUUCUACCAGGCACUGAAGAGUGGUUUAAUUCCCAGUGUAUUUAUGUUUAACACAUUAAUUGAUGGUUGGUGUAGAUUGAAACGAAUAAAGGAUGCUGUGAAAUUUUACAUCCAAAUGGUUAUGUAUGGUAUGGUACCGGAUGUAGUUACGUACACUACGCUUAUUAGAGGUAUCAGUGACAAGGGGAAACCAUUCGAGGCAUUAGUUUUUUUUCUUUCAAAUGCUUAA
Molecule: messenger RNA, 1128 nt
Organism: Ilex paraguariensis (yerba mate)
Lineage: Eukaryota; Viridiplantae; Streptophyta; Magnoliopsida; Aquifoliales; Aquifoliaceae
Source: the annotation of a GenBank genome assembly